Molecule: messenger RNA, 942 nt
Organism: Filobasidium floriforme
Lineage: Eukaryota; Fungi; Basidiomycota; Tremellomycetes; Filobasidiales; Filobasidiaceae
Product: putative inositol-1-monophosphatase
Exons: 11
Coding region: 1-942 (313 amino acids)
Biological process (GO): signal transduction; phosphatidylinositol phosphate biosynthetic process; inositol metabolic process
Molecular function (GO): inositol monophosphate 1-phosphatase activity
Source: RefSeq, a predicted model, not a curated record
AUGUCCCUGGAUUCUGCUCAACUGGACGAAUACCUCGCCUUUGCGAUCGAUCUCGGCAAAAAGGCCGGAGAGAUGAUCAAGGAUGGUCAAGCUAAACGUUUCGCCAACAAGUCUUCCCUGGACACCAAGCAAAACUCCAUUGAUCUUGUGACCGAAGUCGACCAGGCCGUCGAAGCCUUCAUCAGCAACGCUAUCAAGGAGAAAUACCCCUCGCACAAGUUUAUCGGAGAGGAGACUUAUGCCGAGACCCACGAGAUGGAGUUGACCGACGAAUGGACCUGGAUCAACGACCCUAUCGACGGCAACUUUGUCCACUCGAACCCGCUGGUCGGUUGUUCAAUCGGACUGGUCUACAAGAAACAACCCGUCGUAGGAGUCAUCAACAUGCCCUUCCUGAACCAGCUCUAUUCGGCUAAGAAGGGCGGUGGAGCCUGGAUGAACGAGACCGCUCGUCUACCCCUCACCGGGACUGCUCAACCGCUAACAGAAUUGAAGGCCGCUAUGAUCGCUUCUGAGUGGGGCUCUGAUCGACGGGAAGAGACCAUCAAACCCAAGGCGAACUCGUUCUCCAAGUUGGCUUCCCAGGAAGGCGUCAUGGCUCACGCUAUCAGGGUCACGGGUGCAACCACGGUCACCCUCGUUCAGGUCGCUGCUGGUCAGCUUGAUUUAUACUGGGAUGCUGGUCCAUACGCUUGGGACGUUGCUGCUGGAAUGGUCAUCGUAACAGAAGCCGGUGGAUUUUUCACCGGCGGUAAAGCGUCUUUCGAUCGAGGAACGGAUGAUCUCGGGAAGAUCAUGAUGAGCCGGAGGUACUGUUGUAUCAGGGGCGUUCCUGCUACGGACAGCGAGAGCUCGGAACAGAUUCAGAAGCGGAUCGUCAAGGACCUCUACAACGUGGUUGAAGAGUGGACCAACGAUACCAUGGAAGCUGAAAACCUCUGA